Molecule: messenger RNA, 2623 nt
Organism: Oncorhynchus keta (chum salmon)
Lineage: Eukaryota; Metazoa; Chordata; Actinopteri; Salmoniformes; Salmonidae
Gene: znf276
Product: zinc finger protein 276
Exons: 11
Coding region: 338-2167 (609 amino acids)
Biological process (GO): regulation of transcription by RNA polymerase II
Cellular component (GO): kinetochore; nucleus; chromosome
Molecular function (GO): chromatin insulator sequence binding; zinc ion binding
Source: RefSeq, a predicted model, not a curated record
UUCUAUCUGCGUUAUUAUUAUUAUUUUUUACUACUUCCGGGUUUCGUGUUUCAAUAGAAACCGCUUCCUGUUCGUCCUUUACGAUAUUGUGUUACUGUUAAAUCGACUAUGUAUAUUUUACUAAACCACCAACCAACCAAAUGUUAAAACUACAAAUGACUGCUAGAAUUUGAGGCGAAUCGUGUUCUCCUCAUUGGAAGUCGCAGCUGCAGGUUUCAAAUCAACUUUGGGUUUUAAACAGCUAUACUGAUAACAGCGCUCCCCAUGUAAGACUCAAGGAACUUUGAAAGCUACUGCCACGUUAUAUUGACAGGACUUUUCUUAAGGACUCUGUGUAAUGAAGAAGCGAGGGAGACGAGCGCGGCUAACCGAUGUGGUAGCAGGACAGAGAAGCCAUACUCAGUCAGUGGCUGGGGUCAAGAAACCUGCUGGGCGACAAGAAAGACAAAAGAAUGCUGUGAAAACAACUCUACCAUCAGUUGCAUGUGAUGGAGGUUUCGAGGAUGUUGGUCCAAGUGACAGAUCUGCAAGAUUACAAUUGAGCACAACCGUGUCAGUUGUGGAGAUAGAAGGGGAGGAGCAUCCAGAGAAUAGAUCAAAGAAAUUAGGUAUGGGCAGACUCAGCACUGCAUUCUGUCGACUCUGUCAUGGAAAGUUCUCACCUCGGAGGUUGCGGCAUGCCUUUGACAAGUGGCCAGGAGAGCUGGAGGGGGUCCCUGACCAGACAGAGCCAGCCCAGUCGCCCCUGCUUUUCUACACAGACUUUCAGCGCCUAGUGGGAGUGCCACUGAACCGUGACCCACGUCUCUCACAAUUCAUCUGCAAGAACUGCCACACAAAAUUCUACAAGUGCCACACUAUCCUGCUCACGUUUCUGCAGAGGGUAAACCUCUUGCCAUCUGUGAAUGCGCCCACCAGAGACAGGAAAAGUUCAGAGUGCUCUCAAUCAACAGUGCGUCCCAGCUUGUUGUCCAUCCCGACCAUCCCCUCCGAUCCCAAGUGUCUCCACAGCCUGGUGUCCUGGGCCCACCACCAUGCAGGAGACUGCCGCUCCUGCCCUGACCUGAAAGAAGUGCUGGAGGGGCAGUGCUGGGGCUCAGUAAGGGCUGUCUGGGAGUGUGUGGCUGGACAUAGUUACAUGAUGGACACACAGACCAGAGCAAAUCCUGGACACACUGGGUGCGAUCCUCUACUGGAAGCUGAGGAGCAGCCCAGAGGGAACCGAAACCCUGUCAACACCACCAUGCCCCUGGCCAGUCAAGGUGCUACCCCACAGACUCAGAGUUCCAUCAACACUGAUGCUACUACCACCAGUGCAGAUGAAUUUCUCUUUGCUAAGGAGACACCCUGCCCUGCACCUGCCCCACUCAUGGACAGGACAGGUGACAUUGAGCUAUAUGACCGGAACAUGUCCAGUGAGGAUGAGUUGGAAGAUAAAAGGAAAAGUGGAUCCUCUGAUGAAUUAUUUGAACCAUACCCAGAAAAGAAAGUUGCCUCCCCGAAGAAGAGAACCAGAAGAAAAGAAGCAACAACUCCCAAAGAGCCUAAAGUUAGAAAGAAGCCAGGACCCAAGCCUGGCUGGAAGAAGCCAAUCAAGUCAGAAAGAGAGGAGCUGCCCAAUAUCUACAAAUGUCCAUACCAAGGCUGCUCAGCUGUGUACCGAGGAGCAGACGGCAUGAAGAAACACAUUAAGGAGCACCAUGAAGAGAUCCGUGAGCGACCCUGCCCUCACCCUGGCUGCAACAAGGUCUUCAUGAUUGAUCGCUACCUGCAGCGACACGUGAAACUAAUCCACACAGAGGUGAGGAACUACAUCUGUGACCAGUGUGGUCAGACCUUCAAGCAGAGGAAGCACCUGUCUGUACACCAGAUGCGCCACUCAGGGGUCAAGCCACUACAGUGCGAAGUGUGUGGUUUCCAGUGCCGCCAGAGAGCAUCGCUAAAGUACCACAUGACUAAACACAAGGCAGAAGCUGAUCUGGAAUUUGCAUGCAAACUGUGUGGAAAGCGCUUUGAGAAGGCCCACAACCUCAACGUCCACAUGUCCAUGGUGCAUCCCCUCACACUAGCAGCUGCUGGAGGAAACAUCGACAGCCCCUCCAACCCUGCUAUCACCAACAUAGAGACCAUCACAGAGACUGGGGCACUGAACCCUUACACCAGUUGACCGACUUGAUUAGGCCUGUGACCCUCAAGGAGAUAUAACAACCACAAAGUCUAACAUGGCUAGGGAACUAGAUUCAGCUGCAGGACGAUUUCUGUUUGAGUGGAUGGUCAGAGAGCCAGUACAUAAUUAUAACUUUGUACAACUGCAAAUGGACCACAACUAAGGCAAAGAAAUCACUUGCGGGAUGUUUUUGGCCCGCCAGCCGCCUGUUGUUGACCCCUGGUCUACAGGGAGUCUGGUGUAAAAUGGUCAUGGCUAAUGUGACUAAUUAACUUGAGGUAGAGAAUAAGGUUAAUAAGUUAUACGUGCACUAUGUAUUGAUGACUGUACGUCUAAAAGGAGCACAGCUAGCGGAUCCUCUUUCAAAGCCAGGUAAGCUGUGUGAUACUUAUUUUAGUGUUUUUCUGCUCUAUAAUUAUAUCCUUAAGGCAACAUUAUCAUGUAGCUAGCCAAGUA